UUCCUGCUCCUGUGCUGCGGCCGCGGCCACUAGCACAAACCAACAGCACCACGGGGCAUUGACGGAGCGAACAAGCCCCAUUUGCUGGCUGGUGUCUUGUUAUGGGCUGGUCAACGUUGCUUCGUGCAGACCGCUCUUGCUCGCUGUUUACUUGAAUGCAGUACUUUCGGUGCUUAUAAAUUGAUAAGCAAACUAGUCAUCUGGGUGCAUUUCUUGUUUAAGUGAUCAGUGCCGACUACCGGAUUGCGUUGAUGGUACGCCACUGAUGUGGAGCGUCGUCACUGGGAUACAAGUGCGGUUUGUCGCGUUGUGUUCUGAUGCUCGAGUAAGCGCACAGUCGACUCCCAGCCAACCCGUGUUCCUAAUGUACAGCGCCGCUGCAUGUCGGUGAUCGGCACGCACCUGUGGCAUUGCGCGCUUUCGUGCGAGUCUUUUUUGAAAACGCGCAUGGCGUCUCGCUGACACGUUUUGCGUGGUGCGCGUUCCUCUGGUGCGCUUCGAGUAGCGGUGUCUGUCAUUUCGCUCGUACUCCGCGCAACCGCAGGCCAUGGAGAACGACGGACGCAGCGAGGACGCCGACAGCGUCGUCGAUUUCGCUCGCCACCGCGGAGGCAACGAGUACGACUCCAACUUCGAGACGGACUCUGAGUCGGUGGUCGCGGCCAACGAACGCAAGGACCUAGUCGCGCCGUCACCGCCGCGACGUGAGCCCAAGGCUCACAGGGACGUCGUGACCAAGGAAUACAGCCUCGAAGAGAAGCGACGCGAGCGCAACUGUUUCCUGGCGCUGGACGCUUACACGAGGCACAAGAAGCUCAUCAACGACUACCUGCUCUGCUACCCGGGCGCUACGUCCAAGUUGAAGCGAGACACGAGCCGCGACCGUACCGACUUCGACGUCAUCCGCGAGAACCACCAGUUCCUGUGGGACGAGUCGGACGACGAGGAGCCGCCGACGUGGGAGAAGCAGCUGGCCAAGCGCUACUACGACAAACUAUUCAAGGAGUACUGCAUCUGCGACCUGACGUACUACCAGGCGAACAAGAUCGCCAUGCGCUGGCGCACCGAGCAGGAGGUGAUCGCGGGCAAGGGGCAGUUCAGCUGCGGUGACCGGCAGUGCAAGGAGGCCUCUGGACUGCGCACGUGGGAAGUCAACUUCGCCUACUUCGAGAAGAACGAGAAGAAGAACGCCCUGGUGAAGCUCAGACUGUGCGCGGAGUGCUCCUUCAAGCUCAACUAUCGGUUCCAGAGGAAGGAGCUGACCAAGAACGUGGCGAAGAGGUCGUCGUCUAAGCACGGCGGUGGAUGGGAGAGGAAGAAGGCCAAGGUAGACCAGGCUGAGGACGAGAAAGCCGGUGGAGAACCACCCGCAGUAGAUGAGAAAGAAGUCGCCAAAGAUGCGGAAGAGUCCGUCUGGAGCAAGCCGAGCACUGCCGAAGAAGAAAAGAGCCAGGAGGAGGAGUUUGAUUCCUACCUGGCCGACAUGUUCCUUUAAGAACCGAAUCUCGAUCGAUAGCUCUUUUGACCUCUCAUCUCUUUUUACUUCAUCCGUGAAUGUUACUCGCUUACCUGUGAUGAUGCCGACGGGGCAACCUCGGGGUAUGCCUUUUGCUACGCUGGUAGGCAGUGGAAGGACAAGGGGUGUAACAACUUUUGUGCUUGUUUGGAUGUGGUGGCGCGAACCGUUUCUGCCGACUGGUUGUCGUUUAGUGGCUAGGGACAAUUGGGACACUGGUAAGCAGUUUUGCUCAAGUACCAAGUGCUCAGUGAAAGGCUUUUCGUGUGAAUUGUUGCAGACUAGCAUAUGAAAUGGCAAGUGUCUUGUUCAUUACCAAACAAUUUUUUUUAAUGUCCCUGAAUACAGCAAAGUGAGCAAAUAAUGAGCAAAGUGUGGGAUUGCAAGGCAUCGGCAGUGUUGCUCCAGUAUCAAGUCCUCUGCAAAAGGCUUGGUGUGAACAGUUUGAAACUAGCAUUUGCAACGACAGUUGUGUUUCUUAAUUUUUUUUUUUUUGCAUAUGUUACCAAAUCACGUUACAGAAAAAGUACAGGAUUGUGAGACAAUUAAGCAUUGUCAAGUAAGACGAAGUGCUCUGUGGAAGGAUGUAUGGGUUGUUGCGUGCUAGAAUUUGAAGUAGCAAGUGUUUUGUUUAUUUCUAUACAUUUUCCUGAAAUAUCGCCAAGUAGCAUGAUAAAAAUAGUGGAUUGUGUAACACUACACUCGCAGGGUGCCCCAGGAGAUGUUGCGACAGCAGAGUGAAUUUGGAGAGCUUCUGAAUUUGUCCAGUUCACCUUGUUUGCAAGGAGUGAAAUGGCAGUUGGGUAGCCAUGUUGAUGGAUGCAGUGUGUUAAUAUGUGAAACAUGCGAAGGCACUUUCACAGAGGUAGAAAAUGGGCUGGAAUUGACAAUUAGAAAACUAGUGAGUGCCGUCCACUUGGAAUUUUCCAACUAAAAACGCUCGUUCACAGACUGCAUGUCUCCCUCCAAAUGUGCCCCCUUUCCCUUUCUCUUCUGAUGAGAGAGAGAAAUAACUUUAUUGGCAUCCUAGGGUUAAAGGGUGGGGCCCUUAGUCGAGUGCUCCGAUGACCACGGCGAUGUUGCAGGUCCGCUGCACCAGUACUUGCUGAACCUGUGGGUUUACGUUUUUUAGCACAGCCUCCCAGCUCUUCCAGGGAGGUAACAUGAGCACAAAGGCUUUUUGAAAAUUACUGUGAAAAUUUCACGCCCUCAUACCUGGUCACUUCGUAUGUGCUGCUAUUCGAUGGGCUUUAGCACAGCCAAACCCUUGCAGAGUAGAGAGAGAGAAAUGAAAGGCAGGGGGAGGCUUGAGAAAGGGCUAUUUUUUUUUUAAAGGGGAGACGUGAGUGGUGCGUAAUGUAAGGAUCAGUAUGGUUGGUUGAAGACGAGCAACAAUACAAGUUGUGGCAAUGUGCUGUGCACGAAUUCGUUUUUAGCAAUAGUGCCAAGCUGCCUGCACUUUUCAAAUUUAGGGGUGGUUCAUCAUACGGGUGCCAUGUUUAAGAUGGGUCACUUUCAUCGAGUGCUGAUUGGUUGAGCCGACCUAGUGCUCUAGUUGCUCUAGUGAGGCGUUGCUCGGGCCUCAUUAUCAUGCACAAGCAAAAAGUGUCUUUGAAAGUGAUCAGUCGAGGCCAUGAACACUUAGCAUAUGCAGAAAUCUUGCAUCUCAUGGAGGAAAUCAAGCUCACUACUACUUAUUUGUGUGUGCACUGUCUGAUAAUUCAUCCUGAAGAUUGAAGGCUGGCAAAGGCCUGGUGCUUGUUUGCUGCAUAUGGCUUAAUGCACUACCGUACUUCGGGAUCCUGGCUUCUUCGGUCAUUGGUCGCUUGUGCCAUAGAUUUUAGCAGUGCAUGUUCGGUUUUAGGUGCCAAGAAAGCGCAUCUCGCCAGCCAGCAUUAGUUGAAUGCACCAUGUCCAAGCUACUUUCAAUUUCAUUGAGACAUUGCUGAAUUGCAAGGGCUGGUACUGCCUUGGUAUAUGAGGCAUAUAUGCUGGUACUGAUUUUAAAUGGCCUAUAGGAGACUUGGUGAUCCUUGUUGGACGUUCAUUUUCUUACAGUCGUUCAUGUGCAUUGCUUGGCAGCCUAUCUGACAUGUUGGUAAAGUUGAUGUGAAGCAUUCGAUGCAAGGAUGGUGAAAUUAUGCUUGGAUAUUUGUGCACCUCCACGUAGCAGCAGCAGCAUCUUCGGUGUUGUCUCAUGUCAUUGAUUGAGUGUUUUAUGUUUGUGCCCCACUUCAGGAGAAAGCAGCCAUGCAUGGUGCAUUGCUUUUCUAUUAUUAUUUAUCCCUGUGAAGCAACAGCACUUAUGCAAGUAUGGAUGCACUUGUUUUAUUUAUUUGUAUUAAGGUGUUUUAUUUUUCUUUUAGCAUUCUGAGGUGAUGUGCCGCGCUCAUUGCGAGCCUGUAUCUUUCUGUUUUUAGUAAUUGCCAUUUUUGUCGUUGGCAGGUAGAACAUUAAGCGCACACAAAUCGGGCGGCAGAGUUCGUCACGUUUUCUUCAUUUGCUCAUUGUGCUCUGCAGUUGCACGCAUCGCAUGAAAGCUGAUGUGUUUAAUUUUUAUCUUUUCACCAAGUUGUGAAGCUCUCUAUGCAUUAAGCAAAAUGUUGGUGUAUUGGUUGAAUUUCAUUAAACUUGGCAUUAUGAUCCAGUUCUGUUUGUUCUGCUAGUGCGUGUGAAAUAAUCGAAGAACAAAAUGUAGGUUCGGGCUAGUUUCUAAUUCACUUUGCUUUUCACAACAGCACAACCAGCACAAAAGUAUUGGGGGUCUAACAGACAUCAUCACAAUGUUAAGUGUUGAGUUGAUGUGAAUUGUAUUUAACACUGAAGAUAUAUUUAAAAGGUCAUUUGGCAAGUUAUACAGUCAGAAGCAAAAAACAAAAGAAAACAUCAGAAAGAUGGAACUUGCCAAGGAAACUCCGCAGUCAUGCUUUCUUUGGAGUCAAUCUUCGCUCCCUUUCCGGGCAAUGAUGAAGCAGUCAUCAUGAAGGCUUAAGAUAUCACCUCAUUCAUUUCACGUCUGGUGCAGUGUAAAUGUGAAGAGUAGUUGCUGCAGAUAUUCGCCUCUGUUUUUAAAGGCCUUCUGAAGACCAUAAAGCAGGUUAAUGGUUCUCGGUAGGAUCACUAAUGUGUUUUGGAGAAGAAAAAAGAAAAGUGGCCAUAAUCCUACAUACAUAUGAGCACUCACAAAGGCACAAAAGUGUUGGGCAGAAGGCAAGCAUCCAUGUCGUAAUCUCGGCCCUUGUGAAGCUUUCACACCUGUGGGAGGGCUAUCAAAACAUUUUACACAGCCACUGGAUAUGUCCUGACACUAAAUCACUCAGUCUGUUUACACCACCCCUACAUUCUGGCCCAUUUCUUGCCCGCUUGUGGGCAAGUUGGGCCACUUGACCCAAACGCAAGCCGAUGCUCUGAGAACUCAUGGAAUUUCCCAACCCCACAGCAUGACAUGACAUGUUACAAGUGCCAACAGCUUGGACUACAAUGGCUUGGUGCCACGAUGAUGGAGUUUCCUUGGCGAGUUGCAUCUCUCUGGAGUACAUCAGAUUUUCGCUUUCCACCACAUGAUUUUGUGCUAUACUGAUGAACAGGUUUCUCUGGCAGUGCUGUGAAAGCUACGGAGGCAUAGAGUGCUGUUGAAAUGAUGCUGACAUUCUCAUCUGUAUUAGCUCAAGCUGGGAAGCAAGAACACAAACGUGUUGUUUAAACUGCAAAAUAAGACAAAAUACACUGCUCAGUGUUAAAUUCGACUCAAUUUUCUGCUUUUCCCUUCCACGUUUGGGCAAAUUCGAAACCGUUGCACAUGUAACCUACACUGAUUCUGUAUCUGUUCCAAGAAACCAAAAGUGCUGUCAAAUGCUGCCGAAAUACUUGGCACAGGAACACAUGCUGAAGCUAUGCCCUGUAGCUUUCUCUUCAUUACCACAGAAUGUUGUCCACGAAUAUAGGAAUGCAUGGGAGAGCAUGUAAUAAACUUCAUUUGGAAGUUGGCACUUGUCCUUGUCAGAAAACGUGUUUUGUCCCUAUUGUUUGCUGGUAGGGUAUGGCCAGUGUAUCGCUCAUAUAUCGGUUCACAUACCAAGAAAGCAUUUGAACCUUGUUGUGGUCUACCAAUCUGAAAAGCUAAACUUGUUAAUGUAGUAAGAAUGAUGUCCCGAAUUUAGAAUUAUAUCAGAAUUAUUCCCUAGAUUGCUGCUCUCUAGCUAUCGCACAGUGGCUGCUACACUACCGAUGCCACUCUAAUCAGUGGCAAGUGAGGAUGAGCCUGAGGCACCGUCAUUUUAGAUGUCGUUGCCUGAGGUUGCAGGGUCAAA
Dermacentor silvarum is the source of this 5826-nucleotide messenger RNA. Its product is annotated as protein FRA10AC1 homolog. Lineage: Eukaryota; Metazoa; Arthropoda; Arachnida; Ixodida; Ixodidae. The transcript has a single exon. Gene Ontology annotation, biological process: dephosphorylation. The record is from RefSeq and is a predicted model, not a curated record. Gene Ontology annotation, molecular function: phosphatase activity. Bases 548 to 1495 code for a protein of 315 amino acids.